Messenger RNA from Pochonia chlamydosporia 170, 3858 nucleotides. Its product is annotated as multidrug resistance protein 3. Gene Ontology annotation, cellular component: membrane. Gene Ontology annotation, biological process: transmembrane transport. The record is from RefSeq and is a predicted model, not a curated record. Gene Ontology annotation, molecular function: ATP binding; ATP hydrolysis activity; ABC-type transporter activity. The transcript is spliced from 5 exons. NCBI's taxonomy places the organism in Eukaryota, Fungi, Ascomycota, Sordariomycetes, Hypocreales, Clavicipitaceae. Bases 1 to 3858 code for a protein of 1285 amino acids.
AUGGCUGCGUCUCAGGAACACCGCUCCAAUGAGCGCGAAAGAGCAGUCCUUGAUCGCCAAUUGAAUGGACUUCCAAUUGAGGACAAGGAGAAGUCGAAAAGAAAUGUAUUGGCAUAUGCAACAGCUUCAGACAAGGUCAUCUUGUCCGUUAGUUCGGUGUGCGCAGUCUUUGCUGGGGCAUUAAAUCCUCUUGUGCCUGUUAUUUACGGCCUCUUGGUCGCCGUAUUCAAUGGCUUCGAAGCAGGCACCGUCAGCGGCCAGGAGCUGCGCUCCAAAAUUUCCACCUUCAGUUUGUACUAUGUCUAUCUCAGCAUCGGUCUCUUCGUCUUCACGUACAUUGCGACGGUGGGAUACUACUAUUCCGGGGAGCGCAUAACUCGGGCCUUACGAACAGCAUACCUAUCGGCUAUUUUGCGACAAAACAUCGCCUUUUUCGAUCUCCUUGGUCCGGGCGAGGUGACUAACCGAAUUAUGUCAGAUAUGGGAACAGUUCAAGAAGCCGUCACAAGCAAGCUUUCCGUUCUGUUGAGCGCGGUUGCGACCUUUUGCGCUGCUUUUAUCGUUGCAUUCGUCAUGUAUUGGAAGACUGCGUUAAUCAUGAGUCCCUUCUUCGUGGCUAUGCUCGCGAGUGCUAGUAUUGGUGGUGCCUACGCUGUCAAGUAUCACAAAGGCGCGAUGGAAUUAUAUAGCCAGGCUUCGAGUAUUGCUGAAGAGGGCAUCAGCGCUAUACGACAGGUGACAGCGUUUGGAAUACAGCGUGUUUUAUUGGAGCGGUACAUGUCUGUGUUGAGACAAGCUGAGAAAACGGAUAAUAAGGCGGAAACCACUGUGGCAGCUUUGAUUGCGUGGAUGAAUACCAUGCCUUGUCUGUUAUAUGCGCUUUCUUUCUGGGCCGGCUCUAAAUAUCUGAUCAAAGAUGAGAUAUCGGUUGCAGGCAUCACCGCGACGACGCUAGCCGUCACGAUUGGGUCUUUUGCCAUUAUUCGAAUUGCUCCAUCUGUUCAGUCAUUGACUUCGGGGGUUGCUAUUGCGGGAGCCGUUCUGAAGUCCAUUGCGAGGAAGUCUCCUCAAGAUCCACUAGGCGAAGAUGGUGACAAGCCUGAAAAGGUUGUGGGAGACAUUCAUUUCAACAAUGUCAACUUGGUGUAUCCAUCGCGAGAUGAUGUCAAGAUCUUGAAUGAUUUAACUUUGGCCUGUCCUGCUAUGAAGAAGACGGCAAUCGUUGGCUCGUCGGGAGGCGGAAAGAGCAGUGUGUUAGGGCUGAUAGAGCGUUUCUAUGAACCAACGGCCGGCUCAGUCUCUCUUGAUGGACGCGACGUCCAAUCGCUGAAUCUUCGCUGGUUACGUCGACAAAUCGCCCUGGUUGAUCAAAACCCCGUGCUGUUCAAUGCUAGCAUUUUCGACAACAUCAAAUACGGCUGCUCUGAGAUACUUUCCCAGCUCUCUGAAGAUGAGAUCCGCCAGCGAGUUAUCGGCGCCGCCACAGAAGCAUAUGCCCACGACUUCAUCUCGUCGCUACCAGACGGCUACGACACCCAGGUCGGCGAAAAGGGUCUCCAGCUUUCAGGGGGCCAAAGGCAAAGGGUCGCCAUUGCGCGAGCCUUGAUAAAAGAUCCCAAGAUUCUCCUCCUCGAUGAAGCAACGUCCGCCUUGGAUUCUAAAUCCGAGGCUGCAGUGCAGGUAGCGCUAGAUGCUGCCUCUCAGCACCGUACAACCAUCAUAGUUGCGCACCGACUAUCAACUAUUCGAAAUGCUGAUAAUAUUAUUGUGCUUGCAGAAGGGAGAGUUGUGGAACAAGGAAAGCACGAAGAGCUCAUUGCUCAGGACGGACUGUAUGCCGCCUUGGUUGACAAGCAGCAGGUCGAAGAUGCUACAGUCACAGCCAGUGAUGCGUCGGAUCACUUGUCUAUUGAAGAAAUUAAGGAAAGUGCCAUGAUUGACACUCCAGGUGAGCAUGAUGAAAAGGCUGGUCUGGCUGGCAACCGGGUCUAUGGCUCGACGCCCCGUGAAGCCGCAAGAGCAACAAGAAAAGAUGCCCGUCGUCCACCUAGCGCCAAACAAACACUCGCGUUUAUUGCUCGGGUGAGCCGGAGUGAUUGGAAGCUUAUACUAUUUGGGAUGACAUGUGCCAUUUUGGCAGGUUUAGGUAUUCCAGCACAAGCCAUUUUAUUUGCGAAACUUUUGUCGGCAAUUGGAUUCCCUUCUUCUCGAUACGGCGAGAUGCAAGACCAAGUCAAUCUCUACUCCGGACUAUAUGUUGCUCUUGCCGCCGCCGCUUUCGUGUUCUGGUUGACAGUCGGGAUAUCAUUAGCAUGGGCUACACAGAAGCUAUCGCAACGACUCCGUGAAAUAUGCUUCAAAUCCAUCAUAGUGCAAGACAUGGCCUUCUUCGAUGAACCGGGAAAUACGCCUGGAGCCCUUUCGAGCGUUCUAUCAAAGAGCAUCACCGACCUCUCUGGGAUGGGAGGACCCGUUAUUGGCGGACUGCUGACAUUCAUCUCAACAAUCCUGGGUGGAAUAGUGCUAUCCAUAGCCAUCGGAUGGAAACUAGCACUUGUUUGCACGGCCACGAUACCAAUCGUGGUAGCUUGUGGAUGGUUACGCCUGAUGGUUCUCACAGCAUUCGAUACCAAAAUCCGGCAGAGCGGCACGGAUGCGGCUGCUUUUGCGGGAGAACUAGUUCGCUCAGUACGAACGGUUGCAUCUCUAGGACUUGAAGAGUACGCUUUGGCACGAUAUGACGGAUUCCUCGCCAGUCAUGCAUCCAAGUCUCUUCGAUCUAUUCUCACAGCUUCCAGUCUGUACGCUGCAUCACAGUCUAUUGUGUAUCUGUGCGCAGCUCUGGCAUUCUGGUAUGGUGGUAUUCUCAUUGCUGACCGUGAAUAUUCUACCUUUCAAGUGUACAUCUGUUUUGUAAGUCUCAUUUCAGGGGCUCAGAUUGCAGGUUCCAUUUUUACGUUUGCACCUGAUGCAAGUAAAGCGAUGCAUGCGAGUCAAGAGCUCCAGUACAUCAUGGAACUGAAGGCUACUAUCAACAAGAAUCCAUUUCAAGAACAGCCACGCCGGAAUGUACUUGCAGAAAAUGAAAAGGGUAAGCAAACUUUGCAGCAAGAUACUGCUUGUCGAAUUGAGUUUGAGCGAGUAUCCUUUACGUAUCCCUCGCGGCCAAACAGCUCUGCAUUGUAUGAGUUCAGUGUUACAGUCAAACCGGGUCAGACGCUCGCUCUCGUAGGACAAAGCGGCAGCGGUAAAACGACGUGCAUUUCAUUACUAGAGCGCUUCUAUGAACCUGACCAUGGACGAAUCCUUGUUGACGGGCAAGAUAUCAAGAGUACGGACGUUGAUGCGUAUCGACAAGCUAUCUCGCUCGUUAGCCAGGAAACAAUCAUCUUUUCGGGAACAAUACGAGAGAAUAUUGCGAUUGGUCUGGCUGGAGAGGAAGCCAGCGACGCUGAUAUUUUAGAAGCUUGUGGACAAGCCAAUAUCCUCGAGUUUGUUGACUCUCUUCCGGACGGGUUAUCAACAUUAGUAGGCACGGGAGGCAGCAUGCUCAGUGGUGGUCAGAAACAACGCAUAGCCAUUGCACGCGCUUUCCUGCGCAAGCCGAGAAUUUUGUUACUUGACGAGGCGACGUCUGCGCUGGACACGGAAUCAGAGUCAGUCGUGCAGGCAGCCAUGGAUGCUAUUCGUAAAGAUAGAACGACAGUCAUGGUGGCACAUAGAUUGAGCACAGUGAGGAGCGCGGAUAUUAUUUGUGUACUCGCUGAUGGGGGGUUGGUGGAAAUGGGGAGUCAUGAGGAGUUGAUGGAGAGGAAGGGCAAGUAUUUCGAGAUGGUUGCUAUGCAGAACUUGCAUUAG